This is a messenger RNA of Linum tenue, 291 nucleotides long. The record is from the annotation of a GenBank genome assembly. Lineage: Eukaryota; Viridiplantae; Streptophyta; Magnoliopsida; Malpighiales; Linaceae.
AUGAGCAAAGAUCUAGUGGCUAAACUGAGACGAUGUGGUACUCCAUCUGGAGGGUUGUCUAGACCUGAAGAACGUGAUAAGAAAAAGACACACAGCAAAGGGAAAUCCGAGGAAGAAUCGUCUAAGAAGCGUGAUCGACGACGAGAUGCGUUAUUGGCUCGAGGAGCUCUUCUUGAGGAGAGGAAUCGGGAGCAGCAGGCGGCUUCGCGACCUUCUUCCUCGCGGAACACUGGCGGCGGGAAGGCAGAGCAGGUCGGCACAAAGACCCUCGACGACAUCGUAUUCUCUUGA